Cygnus atratus (black swan) is the source of this 5326-nucleotide messenger RNA. It is a transcript of the gene LRRFIP1, whose product is annotated as LRR binding FLII interacting protein 1. The transcript is spliced from 9 exons. The record is from RefSeq and is a predicted model, not a curated record. Gene Ontology annotation, molecular function: RNA polymerase II cis-regulatory region sequence-specific DNA binding; DNA-binding transcription factor activity, RNA polymerase II-specific. Bases 521 to 3583 code for a protein of 1020 amino acids. Gene Ontology annotation, biological process: regulation of transcription by RNA polymerase II. Lineage: Eukaryota; Metazoa; Chordata; Aves; Anseriformes; Anatidae.
GUUGCUGGUGUUUGUCAAGGAGGUUAUGAGCCCGGGAAGCUUGGAAACCACCCUCACAAUCCGUUCUCUGCCAUAAAAUGCUGAAGGGAAGCGCUUUACGUUAGCACUGUCACCAGGUGCUUCGCCAAAGCCGCCUGGGUCUGGGGGAGAUUUUGGCACCGUGCCCGAUGGAAGCUGCCGCCUGCAAGGAAACCCCGAGGCGUGCUCGGGCGAGCUGCUGCACUGCUCGUGACAUCCUGAGGCUGGUGAUGGAGCCCGACGGCUCGGGACGGGGCUGCAGCUGCCUGUCGCUGCUGCGCGCACGCUGCUGACUCAGAGCCGAGCGCCAGCAGCCCGCGGAGCGAGCGAGGAACCGGGCUUGGACUUUGUCCCCGGGGUGUCAGAGCCUCGUGCCGGCACCCGAGGGACGCCAGGAAGGCUGUGUGCCCCCCAGCAGGGACCUAGCGAUUAGCACUGGGGAUAUAUGUUACCACUUUCUGUUUUUUCUUUCGGUUUUUCAUGAGAAGAACAGACUGCGGCCAUGCAGACGGAAGCAGACUGCCUGAGCCCAGAAGCUCAGAAACUGGCUGAAGCGAGGCUGGCGGCGAAGCGAGCGGCACGGGCAGAGGCACGGGAGAUCCGAAUGAAGGAGCUCGAGCGGCAGCAGAAGGAGAUCGAGGAAAGGCCAGAAAAAGACUUUGAGAAGGGAGCACGGACCGUCUCGAGUUUAUCAGCAGCUACGUUAGCUUCUCUAGGUGGGACAUCUUCACGAAGAGGCAGCGGGGAUACGUCCAUCUCAGCAGAUACGGAGGCAUCUAUUAGAGAAAUAAAGGAUAUCUAUGAGUUAAAGGACCAGAUUCAGGAUGUAGAAGGCAAAUACAUGCAGGGACUGAAAGAAAUGAAGGACUCUUUAGCCGAAGUUGAAGAGAAAUAUAAAAAGGCUAUGGUGUCAAAUGCUCAAUUAGACAAUGAAAAAACAAAUUUCAUGUACCAAGUAGAUACCCUGAAGGAUGCCCUGUUAGAGUUAGAAGAACAGCUGGCAGAAUCCAGGAGGCAAUAUGAAGAAAAAAGUAAAGAAUUUGAGAGAGAGAAGCAUGCUCAUAGCAUAUUGCAGUUUCAGUUCAUGGAAGUCAAAGAGGCUUUGAAGCAAAGAGAAGAAAUGCUUGCAAAACAUGGAAUAAUCCCAGACUCUGACGUAGCUACCAAUGGGGAGACAUCUGACAUACUUGAUAACGAAAGACACUUGGAUUCUUCCAAAACUGUUCAAGGCACAGCACAGGCGUUAAAGACAGCAGGGGACGGGAUGUUAGGCAAAGCCAAUGAAGUGGACAUGAAAAAUGAGAUUUUGGAGGAUGUGGGGAAAAGAGAAAUCUUGCAGAAUACUGAGCAUGAGGAACACAAAGAGGAGUCUGAGGAGCAGGAAGUACAGACAUUGCAUGCUGAUGAAAACACAGAGGCAGAAAAAGUGAUUGAAGAAACCGAUGCCGGGUCAACAGCGAUGUUACCAGAUAGUAGGCUUACAGAACAAAACCAAAGCCUUGCAGAACCCAUGUCAGGGAAUGCUUCUUCAAACUGUGAUAGUGACGCAGAUGAUUUGAGAAAGGAGACAGAGUCAGCAGACACAGCAGCCCAACAGCCUGUUAGCGAGGAGGCUGAAUGCAGUAACUCACAUCCAAGGACAAAUCAGACCUCAGAGGUGGGCUCAGUGCAGGGUCAGGAUUUUGAGAGUCCUCAGGAAAUGCCCAGAGACUUAGGUACAGAGCAUGAACUGGAAGAAGCUGCUCCAGAACAGGAAGAACGAGAGGAUGUGGAAACUAGCCAUGCACUGAGUGCUAAUGACAUGGAACAAGCAGCUGACACUGCAAGCUGUGAGUUCGUUUCUGACCAGCCAGGGCUACCAGAGGCUGAAGUAGCAGGCUCCCUGAGCGAAGAGGUAAAUGUGGAGAGUCACCUUGACACACUCCAGCAUGUGGAAGAAAGUGCUGAGAACAAAGUUACAAAUGUCUUGGAGGAAAAGCUCCUUGAAAGCAAAGACUGCACUGAUGGGACAGCUGAUGAGAAGGGAGGUGAUAGAGCUGAAGAAGAAGAUGAGGUGGGGAAUGCAGUUCAGGGUCAGGCAACAGAAAGGGAUUCUGUGGGUUUGGAGGGGAAAGAGUCCCAUGAAAGUGGUGUCCCAGCAGAUAAAAGUGAAAAAGAGGAGGGAGGAGAUCACGCAUGCAUUCAGCCACCUUCUUCAGAGGAUGCUCAUUUAGCAUUGUUAGAGGAACAGAAUAUGCAAGAGAGAACAGAACUUAAAGCUGCUGAGAAAGACGGACAGAAAGAAGUAUUGAUGGAAAACUUGGAGGUGUGUGCAGAUUCUGCAGGAGCAGGCAAGCAGGAGGAAGCACCUGCAGAGUCUGUGGGCUCUGUUACCGAGGUGAAAGGAAGCGUGCUGCAGCAGGCAGAGCCAGACCCAGACGUUGUGAAAGAAAUGGCAUCUCAGGAAAGCAGUUCAGACCCAAGGGUUUUAGAUGACAAAAUUCAGGAAUCAGAAGUGGAAAUACAAUGCGAGUCUGGGAAAAGAGAGGAAAGUAGGGCAGAAUGGGUGGAAGACUUAGAACCAAAGGUGGAACUUCAGACAGUUCAGUGUAGUAAAGACACAACAGGAGAUACAGUGGGAGAGAAAAAUAGUUCUUCAGAAGAUGAAGCACAGAAUGCAGGUAAGCAAGAGGAGGGUGAAGCACAAACUGUAGUGAAGCAAGAGGAAGGUGAAGCACAAAACGUAGUGAAGCAAGAGGAAGGUGAAGCACAAAACGUAGUGAAGCAAGAGGAAGGUGAAGCACAAAAUGUAGUGAAGCAAGAGGAAGGUGAAGCACAAAACGUAGUGAAGCAAGAGGAAGGUGAAGCACAAACUGUAGUGAAGCAAGAGGAAGGUGAAUCUAAAGAGGAGUUAACUGUAGAUCUUAGUGGAACUAGUGAAAACCAAGCUGAUAAAGAAAUAUUGAAAGAAGAUGAGAAACAGUUAGAGUUUGCAAACCCCCAUGGUGAUGGAUUUGCUCCUGAGGAUGAUGCAAAUAAUUGUCUUGCACAGAAAGCUGAGAUAGAUGAAAAUAUUGGUGAGCGAGUUAGCUUGGAGGCUCAAGCAGAGGAAGGACUAGAAGAUGAUGGUGACGCAUUUGACUUCGAUGAAGAAUCAAAACAGAUACUCGAAACUGAUGAAAAAUCUGAUGGAGAGAAAGUUGAUACACAGAGUGGAGAGGAUGAUGGAGCAAAUGGCGUGAUCAAAAAAACUGUCGAAGCAAGUGAAGCUGGAAAAAGAACAGGUGAAAUAGAAACCGAAGUCCCCUUGACCGAAGAUGACAGCUUACGGCAUAAGAAAGGAGAUGAGUAUGGAGAAGCAGGGCACUUGCAAGGGGAAGAAGCAUCAUCGCUGAAAACUGAUGAGAAGGCUGAUGUGUUGGAAGAUGAAAGUAAAGCAUCAGAUUCUAAUGACGUGGAAAAAAUACCAGAUGUUUCAGAACAGGAUUUGGAAAGUGCUUACAGUAACAGGGAGGAAAGCAAAGAGGAUUUGCAAGGUGGUAGAAGGGCUAAGGGUAAAUCUAGAGAUGACUGUACAAUAUCCUAAGUUAAAAAUCUCAGGCUACACGAGAUACAUGCCAUUUGAUCAGUCUCAGUACAGAAGCAUGCACUUUGCACAACAAAUCAGGCCUUAGGAAUAUAGGAAUACUCUUAAGGGUUUUUUUUUCCUUAUAGGUAACUCUCAUCGUAAUACACUGCCAGGUCAUAUACAUGGUAAUGAUGCAACUAGUAAGUUAUUCACUGACGUACCUAGCCACAAAAAAUCAUGCGUGGGUUUGGUUUUGCUGUGUCUCAGGUUAAAUGUUACCAAAAGAGCAAGCUUCACAAAUAAGCUUUGCGGUCUAUCUUGCAAUUAAAGUACUUUUAGUGUGGAUAACUGCUACUGAGGAACUUUUAUAUGAAAUUCCUACUUUCUAGCCUACUAUAAUGAUAGGUUAUCUGAAUGUACUUCCAUGUGCAUUAGAUUGACAGUAUGUUAACGCCUUGUCAUGAAGGAACUCAGUAGGUCAGCAACACUGAGAUCUAAUGUUGAAACUUGUUGCUGAAUGAUUAAAGCCUAGGAACCAAUUUUUUGUUGCUGUGGAACAAGAUAAUGUCAUUCCACCUUUUGUAUCUUUCUAAUAUGGACGUAUUCCAAAGUAUCAAUCACUGUGAAUCCGCUUAGUCUAAACACUUUGGAGGAACAAUACACAGUUUGAAGGAAGUACAGCAUGCAGGUUGCUAAAAGGAACAAAUAUAUACCUGUUUACUUCAUCUAGGCACUUUGCACCACAAUAGGCCUUUUACACCAUGUCUCACAUGUUUUUUUUCCUAAGCAAGUAUCAGUACACACUGUAACGUGUGCUUAGGUUUGCUAUCCAGUACUGUCUAGCUAUGAAUAUUACAAAAUACCUAUUUUUCCAAGAAGGUUUUUGUUUAAAAUUGCAUUCCUUACUGCAUUAUAUAUAUAUUUUUUUCCAAAAUAUUAUUCUGAAAGAAUGUUUUUUUCUCUGAAAAAUUCUUUCCUCUUUUUCUGGAGAGAAGAUAACUUUGGAUGUCUUAGUCCUUACUGGGUGUUAGACCAAAGACUGUUGUUGUUUUCUAUACUAGCCCCCAAGCCUAUUUGAAAAGCUGGAGUACUUUGAAUUGUUGGCUUGAACUAGGCACUUCGACUCACUGCUAUAUUCCAUGCAUCUUUUGUAGUGCUUGGGAGGAAGAGCAUGUUUUGCAUAAGUUGUGUUAAGCAGUGAACAUCCAAAGGGAAUGCAAACUGAGCAGUCGGGAGGGGGGCUGUAGAAAGUUCUGUCUGUGUUGAUGUUACAAAGUUGAUGGAUUGCAAACAGACUGCAAAAUUUCAAGAUGUAUAUCAAAAUGUACUGAGCUGUAUAUAAUUGAAAUAAACAUAUUUUCUACUUUAAAUUGCCUGUCCAGAGCACUGUUUAUAAACCUGCAUAAAUAUUUUUUUUAAAUCUGUAUCAUUUCACAAACACCAUUUCUACAGCUUUCUUAAAUGUAUUGCGUUGUGCUGCAUAGAUAGUGGAGCUGUCCCGUUAGGAACAGACAGCCUUGGGGUUUGAGGUCAGUGAAUGCGAUGGCACCCAUAGCAGCACACCUGUGACAGAACUAUAAACCUCUAACUCCUUUCAUAUGACUUCUCUCCAACUUAAAACAGCUUCAGUAUGGUUUCUGUAAGUAUUAGCAGUUGUUUUUAUUAAGGGUUUACACUAAAUGCUAAUCUAAAAAGUCACAAAUCUUUAAAGCAUCUCUCCUUGCCAUGUAGUAGUGUUUAAAUAAAGAUUUUUCCCUUGCC